CCCCUAAGAAAAUAAAUAACAGAGGACCAAAGAAGACGCGGUCUGGUCGAUUGACUUUCACCGUCUUCUUCUUCUUCUUCUUCUUCUUCUUCUUCUUCAUCACCUCCGCCUCGCCAAUCUCUCUCUCUCUCCCCCUGAAAGAUCCAACCUUUGGAUCCAGUCUGCUGGGAGCAGAUCGUCAGAAAACAAAAUUUUAAAAAAAGAUGAGCAAAAAAGAAGAAGAAGAAGAGACGAGCAGAGGGGUCUCCAGCAACACCCAGUGGCAGUAUCCCCCCCAACCCCAAUACGGUACCUUUCAGGGCGUCGCCAACUACCCUCCCCCUCAUCCGCCCCCGCCCCCGCCCCCGCCCCCGCCUGUUAUUGGAUUCCCCCAGCCUAUUCCUCCACCGGGCGUCAAUCCCUCCGCCCCUCCUCCUCCUCUUACCCCCGGUUACUUCCCUGACGGCUAUCAGACUGUUCCAGGUUAUGCUAUUGCUGAAGGAAGGCCCGUUAGAGAACCGCGCCUCCCUUGCUGUGGAAUUGGUGUUGGCUGGUUCCUGUUUAUCGUUGGCUUCUUUCUGGGCGCCAUCCCCUGGUACAUUGGGUUAUUGAUUCUACUUUGUGGCAGAAUAGAUUACCGCGAGAAACCCGGAUAUAUUGCUUGUACAGUUGCUGCCAUCCUUGCCACCGUUGCCAUUCUUCUUGGAGUGACGAAAGGGGAUGAUGAUUGGUAUGAUUGGUAACUUUGCAAUGAAGGGCGACUUCCUUUUGGUCCGACUGUAGAGCCAAAAGCAUGCACAUGCCCUAGUAGUUACUCCUGAAUAUGUUCAAAUGAGUGUGAAAACAAGUGCAGGCUCCUCAUAUCUUCAAACAUGUACUUUCUUUUCUCUGAUUGCUGCGAACAAGAAAAUCUAUCUAGCUACUGUACUUAAAAUUGCUGUAAAGAUAUUUAUCUAAAAAAUAAAUAAAUAAAUUGAUGUAUAGAUGUUUGUUUC
Punica granatum (pomegranate) is the source of this 974-nucleotide messenger RNA. NCBI's taxonomy places the organism in Eukaryota, Viridiplantae, Streptophyta, Magnoliopsida, Myrtales, Lythraceae. The record is from RefSeq and is a predicted model, not a curated record.